CCAACGCUGGGGAAAUGCACCCGCCCAAGUCAGGUCAGAGACGCCAGGCGUUAACGCGAGUUUGUACCUGCUUCAGGCAAGACGAUUUGUGCCAGCCCUUCCUGGGGCACCGAACGGAACCGAGACCCUCCCUCACCUGCUCCGUGGGGGCCGCCUGCCCCCAUCGCCCCUCCUGGUACGACCGAGAUGGCGCGCGGCGGAGCCCAGGGCAAACCCCAGGUGGGGCUGGGGCGACCGAGCUGUGAAUAUCCCCGUCCCAGCUGGCCCCCGGCAUGGCACUGAGAUGCCAGGUGGAGGGAUACUGGGAUGAGUGUGACUCUGCCCCAUCCCAGCCCCUGGGGACAGUCGCCCCCAACGUGCCCAGGGUCGAGGGUUCGUGGCUGCCAGGGAAGGCAGCGCUAAGGGAAGGCGACGGUUUUACCCUGCGCUGCCAGGCUGCUGCCCUGCGGCCCGUCGCCGGGUACGUCUGGUCCCGCGGGGACGUGUGGCUGCCAGAAGCCGGGCAGGAUUUACGUGUUGACAAGGCAGCCGUCUCUGACGGAGGGAGCUACGCGUGCGGGGUCUGGGUCUCCGGCCCCGGCUGGGCGUAUCUGAGCCUCUCUGCGAGGGAAUCGGUCGAAGUUCAACGCUCUGGCAGGUGCCCAUGUCUGAGCCCCGGCCUCGUGGCAGGCGUUGCGGUUGCUAUCCUGCUCCUCGUCGUCCUUGUUAACGUGGGGGUUUGGUACCUGCUUGGCAGAGGCCGGUGGCAGGCAGCAGCUAAGAGGGCUGCGCAGGGUGCUGAGCUUUCCCGCAGGCCAAAAACAGAUUCACCCUAUGAGGAACUCCAAGGACGGACCCAGGAUAUUUACAGCCAGUUGGUCUCUCCCCAAGCUGGUUCCCACUGAGCUCUGCUGAAAUCCCAACCAGCCGGGGACCCCUCUGCAUGGCCGGGACCCUAAACACAAAGAGAAGCCAUCGCUCUAUGGGGCCAGAUCCCAGCAGGGGUCCACAAGCACUGACUUUCCAUUGUGCCGGGGGGUGCUUGACCCCUGGCUCUGCCCACCCCUGGCUCUGCCCCAGGCCCAACCCCGACCCUCAAGGCCACACCU
Molecule: messenger RNA, 1088 nt
Organism: Gopherus evgoodei (Goodes thornscrub tortoise)
Lineage: Eukaryota; Metazoa; Chordata; Testudines; Testudinidae
Exons: 6
Coding region: 273-884 (203 amino acids)
Source: RefSeq, a predicted model, not a curated record